GGGGCGGGUACGUCCAAAAUAGACCAAAUCGCAAGGGGGUCUCACAGUCACUCAAAUCACACAACAAUUUAACAAAGGACUGCUCUGGGGUCAUGCUUUCGCUUACAUAAGGGAGAUGGAGGUCACAUGCUUCCUUGAAGGAAUCAUGGCCGACUGGGCUUCAAAUAUUCUUCUAUGGUGUAUCAUCCUUGUAAUCCCGGUUCUAUUCCUCCUACUUUGCAGGAGAAGGUCGGGUUCAGUACGGCUGCCUCCGGGACCGCCGGGAUGGCCGGUUUUCGGGAACAUGUUCGAUCUGGGAGCAAUGCCACACGAAACCCUUGCGGGGCUGAGACACAAGUACGGGGACGUUGUGUGGCUGAAUUUAGGAGCUAUAAAGACGACGGUGGUUCAGUCCUCUAAGGCGGCAGCUGAACUGUUCAAGAACCAGGACCUCUGUUUCUCGGACCGCACCAUCACCGAAACCAUGCGCGCUCAGGGGUACCAUGAAAGCUCCUUGGCCCUGGCUCCAUAUGGCCCACACUGGCGCUCCUUGAGGCGUUUGAUGACGAUGGAGAUGCUGGUUACGAAGCGGAUCAACGAGACUGCCGGGGUACGUAGAAAAUGUGUGGAUGACAUGUUGUCAUGGAUAGAAGAGGAGGCGCGUGGGGUGGGAGGAGAGGGGCGUGGAAUUCAGGUGGCUCACUUCGUCUUUCUGGCGUCAUUUAACAUGCUGGGAAACCUGAUGCUGUCAUGUGACCUGCUGCAUCCAGGAUCCAAGGAGGGGUCGGAGUUCUUCGAGGUUAUGGUCAGGGUUAUGGAGUGGCCAGGCCAUCCCAACUCUGCGGACUUUUUUCCAUGGCUGAGAUGGAUGGACCCACAGGGCUUAAGGAAGAAGGCGGAGCGUGACCUUGGAAUAGCCAUGAAAAUCGCUUCUGGAUUUGUUCAAGAGAGGAUAAAACGAGGGCCGGCGGCGGAGGACCAUAAGAAGGACUUCCUGGAUGUGUUGCUUGACUUCCAAGGAAGUGGAAAGAAUGAGCCACCUCAAAUUUCAGAUAAGGACUUGAACAUCAUCAUUCUGGAAAUAUUCAUGGCGGGAUCAGAAACCACUAGCAGCACGGUUGAAUGGGCACUGACGGAGCUCUUACGCCAUCCCGAAUGCAUGGCGAAGGUUAAAGCUGAGCUUGGUCGAGUUGUUGGAGCAAACGGUAAGUUAGAAGAGAGGCACAUCGAUGAUCUCCAAUAUUUACAGGCUGUCGUGAAGGAAACAUUCAGGUUGCACCCUCCAAUCCCAUUUCUGGUUCCUCGGAAGGCAGUUCGAGACACCAAUUUCAUGGGAUACCAUAUUCCAAAAAACACACAGCUUUUUGUGAAUGUUUGGGCCAUCGGAAGGGAAGCGGAGUUGUGGGAGGAGCCUUCGUCCUUCAAGCCUGAGAGGUUUUUAGACUUAAACCAUAUUGAUUAUAAGGGUCAACAUUUCGAGCUGAUCCCCUUUGGAGCCGGUCGAAGGAUGUGUGCAGGAGUUCCAUUAGCUCAUCGGAUGGUGCACCUUGUUCUGGGGUCCUUGGUUUACCAUUUUGACUGGCAACUUGACAGCAGUAUCACUCUUGAGACCAUGGACAUGAGAGAGAAUUUGGCCAUGGUGAUGAGGAAGUUGGAACCACUCAAGGCUCUACCCAAAAAAGUUUCUCUCUGAUGUUUUAAAAAUUGUAAGCCUCAUCACUCAAAAGUACGUAGAAAUAAACUACUUUAUGUUUAUCUGAGGAAUUAAUAUAUUUAUGGAAUAAUUUGAGUUUAUUUUAA
Molecule: messenger RNA, 1779 nt
Organism: Vitis riparia (riverbank grape)
Lineage: Eukaryota; Viridiplantae; Streptophyta; Magnoliopsida; Vitales; Vitaceae
Product: cytochrome P450 76A1-like
Exons: 2
Coding region: 116-1672 (518 amino acids)
Molecular function (GO): heme binding; monooxygenase activity; iron ion binding
Source: RefSeq, a predicted model, not a curated record